Molecule: messenger RNA, 3996 nt
Organism: Populus trichocarpa (black cottonwood)
Lineage: Eukaryota; Viridiplantae; Streptophyta; Magnoliopsida; Malpighiales; Salicaceae
Product: nitrate regulatory gene2 protein
Exons: 4
Coding region: 152-2515 (787 amino acids)
Source: RefSeq, a predicted model, not a curated record
UUGGGAUUCCUUUCAGUGUUGAGAUUGCUAAAUUGGGUUUCUCUCAUAAGUCUAAAGAAAAAAAAACUUUUUAGGAUUUCGUGUCUCUCAAGUUUUGCUGUGUUGUGGGUUUAAGGUUAAGAAUUUAGGGUUUUUAUUGUGUUUUGAGGAUAUGGGUGUUGGAAUGUCUAAGGUGGAUAGGUUAGAGCUGGUGAGUCUUUGUAAAGAAAGGAAGGAAUUGAUUAAGGCUGCUGUUGAUUGUCGUUAUGAAUUAAUUUCAGCUCACAUUAUGUAUGUGCAAUCUUUUUUAGACAUGGGAAAUGCGCUUCAUCGAUUUUUAGAGGAAGAUUUAGAGAUUAUUUCUGAUUUCUCUUGUGAUUGCUCUGAUGAGGAUUCGCAUUUGAAAUUUUCUUCCUCAGGUUUGGAGUCAGUAACUGAUUCUGUUAAUGAACACUUGCAUUUUUCAGGAGAGUCUUCUGGGUCAGAGAAAGAUUUUCAAGCAGGGGCGAAUUCAAGUGGACAUAUGGGAAAUAUGUCUUCUAGUGUUCCUGCUGAUUCCAGACAUAGAUACCCUGAUCUUGACAAUGACGAUGUAUAUGUUCCAAUUGUUGAUAUGAGGUAUCCUCAAGAAAACAAAAAAGUUCCUUUGGAUGCUACAAUGGAUACUACGAAAAACAAUGUCACAUAUGCUCCUAAUGGAAAUUGGGAAUCUGCUAAAAAUCCAAUGGACUUUCCGUAUUAUUAUGAGUUUUGGUCCCCUCCUGUCCAUGCUGCUAAUCCUGAAGAAGAGAGCGCUCCUGCUGCCACCUCUUCUCCUGAACCUGCAGGUUUUGCUUGGAGAUUCAAUCCAUUUAACACCGAGGUUGACGAUGUCUAUCAUUACUAUAAUUACUAUUCUCAGGAGAAUAUAAUUGGUGACAGAGCUGAGAGUGAUGAUUCUGAAGUAAGAAAAACCAGGGAGAAAGAGGGGAUCCCUGAUUUGGAAGAUGAUACUGAUCAAAGUAUAUUAAGGAAAAAAAGAUACAAGAAGAAAUCAUCAGAGAAAGAUACAAGUGGAGACACCGGUGCUGACCCAAAGAAUUAUGAUCACGUACAGUCAGAACAAGAAAAGGAAUCUAAAAACACGCCUGACACUGUUGAAGAAAAUGCCAUGGCAUGUUCCAUCUCCCGUGGAUUGAUCAAAAUAGAACAAGAGAAAGCAAUGGAGGAAGGUGAGAGUUCAGAGGAGGCCCGGUCAUUCACCUGCAAUGGUGAAUGUCCCGAAACAGAUAUCCAUAGUCCAUGGGGUCUUCAGCAAGCAGUAAAUGAAAUCAAGAAUGCAUUUGAGACUUCUUUCAACUAUGGACAAGAGGUUUCCAUAUUGCUUGAGGCAGGCAAGCUGCCUUAUCAGACUACGGGUGCCAAAUUUAAAGUAUUUGCCUCUCGGCUUGUAAGUUUGGCAGUUCCUUUUGCAAUGUCUUCACAGCACCCAGCUUUUGUUCACUCAAGUAGAUCUGCUGCCAAGAAAAUGAAGUCAGCCAAAGUUGUGUGUGAAAAUUAUAAGGAUGUUGAUAGAAAAUCCGAUCACCUGUCAUCCACUUUGGAGAAGCUGCAUGUAUGGGAGAAGAAAAUCUACGAGGAGGUUAAGCUUGAGGAAAAACUCCGUGUUUCUUAUGAUAAAGAGUGGAGGAGGCUAAAAAGGCUAGAUGAUAGAGGUGCCGAGUCCAGUCAGAUUGAUAGGACACAAGCUUCUGUCAAAAGUCUGCUUUCAAAAAUUAAAGUUCCUGUCAGUGCAAUUGAGGCAAUAUCGAUCAGGAUUCACAAAAUAAGAGAUGAAGAGCUGCAAGCCCAAGUGAAUGAAUUGAUUAUCGGAUUGUCAAGAAUGUGGAAGCUCAUAAUCAAGUGCCACAAAAAGCAAUUACAAGCUAUUAAAAAUGCUGAAACAUAUGUGCAUAUAGCUGGGAUGCACACCCGCAAAGGUUCACGCUUAAAGGCUACUAAAAACCUAGAGAAAGAAACUUGGAAAUGGGCUGCACGCUUUAGUCACUAUAUUAAAACCCAGAAAGCUUUUGUGUCAUUGUUGAACAAUUGGCUUCUGGGGUACAUAUCUGAGGAGUUGAAAACUCUAGAUGAAGCUGAUCGAUUGUCUCCAAACCGGAUAGGAGCUCCUGCCAUUUUCAUUGUUUGUAAUGAUUGGCACAACGCAAUUCAGGAUAUUUCAGAAGAUGGAGUGUACAAGGCCAUUCAUGGUUUUGCCUCGAGCUUACACCAUUUACAGGAGAAGCGAGAAGAAGAACACCGACAGAGAAUUAAAACUGAACAACUUUUGAAGGAUUUAGAGGAUCAAUUUGAGAAAGAUGUUAUAGUCGCGAUGCAGGAGAUGUUAGAUGAACAAAAAGCGACACAUCAAGAAGCUAUUAAACUAGCCAAUGAUGCUGCCUCAGAUUGCUUGAGAAUUAGUCUGCCUCCUGUUUUUGAGACUUUAGAGAGCUUCUGUCUGGAGAAUUUGAAAGCUUAUGAGAAAAUCAGAAUACCAAAUGCAAGUACAAGCAGAUAAUGAGGUGAAUUACUUAGCUUAUUAUUAUUAUUAUUAUUAUUAUUCUUUGAAUGUACAGAUUGGAUUGGUCUAUGCAAAAAAGAAAUCAAACGAAAAAAAUAGUGGUUCCUGGGUAUAACCAGUUAGCAAUUUCACUACUUGUAUGUACAAACCAGAAUUUUGGGGAGUUAUACCUAGUUUAAAUGGGUAAACGGAUUGCUAUAUUCAGAUAUAUACAAGAUGUUGAAAAAAAAAUCAAAAUCUACUUGAAGUUCUAACAUCUGUGGAUGUCUCUGAAUAGAAAUGAUAGAUGUUGACAGUGAACUUCAUUGAUCUUUGAUAAAAGCAUUUCAAAAUGGAAUGUUGGUAAACCAUGGUCAAUGGAAUACGUAGUUGAGAUGUCUCUUUAUUUUCUCUUGUAUUGAUAUAUUCUAUUGAACGUAUUGCUAGUUCAGAACACAGCAAAGGGCAGUGAUUACAGCCACUAAGUUAAUGAUUCCUAGCAUCCAUCGUUCUGUAGAGGUUUCACAUAAGUUGGGUUCAAAACCAAGUUUCGUAUGACUUGAAUGAUAGGAUUAGAUUGAAUAUUCAAGCAUUUCUGUUUAUCAAACCAUUGGAAACGAGUAUUUUUGUGCAGCAUCAAAUUUUAGUGGUUAUUGUAUGUUAGUCUGGUAUUGCCUCCUUACAUCACGUUGAGGUUGUCAUGGAAUAUUAGAGGAGCAUGCAUGUGAUGUAUGAGUGGUUAGAGGAGGACCAUUAAUAGGAUUGAUCUUCCAUGUCAGAAAGUUGUGGACAAGAUUAAGCUUGUUCUGUGCUCCUAUGGUGACACUUCUCCUGGGAAAGAGUUAUGGUGAUUCUUACUGUGCUUGUUGUGCUGGUGUUUCUGAAGAUCCAAUGGCUCCCACUUUGCUAUUUGCUGCGACUUUGUCGUUUGAUCGCUGCAGAAAUUCAACUUCAUGGUUUGGGCUUUUUCGAUCAGAUUUCGUUCCAUUUUCUGAUCAAGGGCAACGCUGCCACCUUAUUCUGUUGGGUUUCCUCUGUUUUGUUGCCCUCCCCUAGCUUCGUCGGUGCACCUAUAUGACCUUCAAUGGAAAUUAAUCCGAGUAAUUGAUUGAAAAAAUCAAGAAAACAGGUGCAAGCUUUUUGUAAGCAAAUAACAUCUAGGAUAGUAUCUUAUAAUGAUGUAUCAUCCUUCUCAGUGGUGGUUGCGGUGUGCUCUGUCGUCCUUCUUCUUGCCCCAGUCAUGAAGCCUCGAAUGCAACUCAGCAGCAGCAAUCAAGAAAUGAACGGCCUGGAUUGGAGUCAAAAUCUCAAGCACACCUUUAAGAGCUCUCAGCAGCAGAUCAAAUGCCAGUUGAUGAUCACAUGAAUCUGUUUCCAACUUCACGUGUCUCGUUGAUCGGACGGUAAAAGGAAUUCCCUGAUUGCCUUUCGUUAAUCGUAUCAAGGAGCAUCAAUCAAGCUGUCAUCCUCAGUCAUGUGUUGCCUAGCCUACCAUAGCU